ACAUUGCUCUUAGCUGCAGACGGCAGAACCAGGAGAAGGAGAAGCUGGCGUGCGGAGCCCGGGGGGGGGGCGGGAGAGGGGGGGGGGAAUGGGGGGAAUGGGGGGAAGGGGGGGAAGGGGGGAAGGGGGGGAAGGGGGGGAAGGGGGGGAAGGGGGGGAAGGGGGGAAGGGGGAGAAGGGGGGGAAGGGGGGAAGGGGGGAAGGGGGGAAGGGGGGGAAGGGGGGGAAGGGGGGAAGGGGGGGAAGGGGGGGAAGGGGGGAAGGGGGGGAAGGGGGGGAAGGGGGGGAAGGGGGGAAGGGGGGGAAGGGGGGGAAGGGGGGAAGGGGGGAAGGGGGGGAAGGGGGGGAAGGGGGGGAAGGGGGGGAAGGGGGGUAAGGGGGGAAGGGGGGGAAGGGGGUAAGGGGGGUAAGGGGGGGAAGGGGGGGAAGGGUGUUAAAAGAACUGAGUGUACGUGACAGCGCACACUGUUUCUGAAAAUAUAAUAAGCCAGCUAUA
Molecule: messenger RNA, 496 nt
Organism: Closterium sp. NIES-67
Lineage: Eukaryota; Viridiplantae; Streptophyta; Zygnematophyceae; Desmidiales; Closteriaceae
Source: the annotation of a GenBank genome assembly